GUGCUCGUCGUCACGCUGCGGGUGGGCGCCGUCGGCAUGACGCUCACAUCCGCGAACCGCGUCUACCUCUUCGAGCCCGCCUUCAACCCGGCGGCCGAGGUGCAGGCGGCCGGCCGCAUCCACCGCCUCGGCCAGACCAAGGACGUGCUCGUCACGCGCUUCGUCUACCGCGACUCGAUCGAGGAGAACAUU
Emiliania huxleyi CCMP1516 is the source of this 192-nucleotide messenger RNA. RefSeq lists its product as hypothetical. The transcript has a single exon. The annotation marks the transcript as partial. NCBI's taxonomy places the organism in Eukaryota, Haptophyta, Isochrysidales, Noelaerhabdaceae. The record is from RefSeq and is a predicted model, not a curated record.